Molecule: messenger RNA, 16949 nt
Organism: Peromyscus californicus insignis
Lineage: Eukaryota; Metazoa; Chordata; Mammalia; Rodentia; Cricetidae
Gene: Nbeal1
Product: neurobeachin like 1
Exons: 56
Coding region: 355-8487 (2710 amino acids)
Biological process (GO): intracellular protein localization
Cellular component (GO): cytosol; membrane
Molecular function (GO): protein kinase binding
Source: RefSeq, a predicted model, not a curated record
CCCCGCCCCCCGCCCGCUCCGCUUCGGGGUUGACACGGGGCUUCGCCGCGGGCAGGGCGGAGGGCAGCGAGGGAGCCCGCGGCGGGGUGGCGGCGGCGGCGGCCGGCCUGUGAGCGCGACCUGUUUACGAGCCCAGCUAACCACUGAUGAAGAUGUGUUGGAGUAGCUGCAGAAAUUGAUCUUUACUGAUCCGAGACGGUCUUAUUGGUUCCACUUUUUUGUUUGUUUGUUUGUGUAUCCCGCUGCUUUGAGUUUUAUUGUAACGGUUGAGAAACUUGGGAAAUAAAAUAACAUGCUGUGGUCUUGAACCCUUCUUUUUGAGGAAAUACUAAAGUGCCAGAGUGAAAGGCCACAAUGGCUGCCAGAGAGAGGCUCUUUGAACUUUGGAUGCUUUAUUGUACGAAGAAAGAUCCAGAUUACCUGAGACUAUGGUUGGACAAUUUUGUUUUAAGUUAUGAACAGUUUUUAGAUGUUGACUUUGAAAAGCUGCCUACCAGGGUCGAUGAUGUGCCUCCGGGAAUAUCCCUGCUUCCUGAUAAUAUCCUGCAGGUUCUGAGGACGCAGCUGCUGCACUGUGUUCAGAAAACAGCAGAUGGGUUAGAGGAACAACAACAAGCCUUGUCAAUUCUGCUCGUCAAAUUCUUCAUCAUUCUUUGCAGGAAUUUAUCAAAUGUGGAAGAAAUUGGGACUUGCUCUUAUAUUAAUCAUGUCAUUACCAUGACAACACUGUAUAUUCAGCAAUUAAAAAGCAAAAAAAAGGAGAAGGAAAUGGCUGAUCAGACAUCUGUUGAAGAAUUUGUGAUCCAUGCAUUGGCAUUCUGUGAAAGUUUAUAUGAUCCGUAUAGGAAUUGGAGACAUAGGAUUUCAGGACGAAUCCUGAGUUCUGUGGAAAAGAGCAGACAGAAAUACAAACCGGCUUCUCUCACAGUGGAGUUUGUUCCUUUCUUUUAUCAGUGUUUUCAGGAAAGUGAACAUCUCAAGGAGAGUCUAAAGUGUUGCUUAUUACACCUCUUUGGAGCCAUUGUAGCCGGUGGGCAGAGGAAUGCUUUGCAAGCGAUUUCUCCAGCCACCAUGGAGGUUCUCAUGCGAGUUUUGUCUGAUUGUGACUCACGGGAGGAAGGAGACCCUGAGGAAGUGGGUAGGAAGAGAGAACUAACACUGAAGUGCCUCACACAAGUGAUACACAUCCUUCUUACGAGCAGUUCUGACCAGCGACAGGUGGAAACCAGUACCAUACUGGAGAACUAUUUUAAAUUGCUCAAUUCAGAUCACUCAGCUUUACCUAAACAGAGGAGGACCAGGCAGUGGGAAAGCCAGUUCAUAGCUCUGCAGAUUAAGAUGCUCAAUACCAUCACAGCCAUGUUAGACUGCGCAGACAGGCCUGUUCUUCAGGCCAUUUUCCUUAACAGUAAUUGCUUUGAACAUCUCAUACGACUUCUACAGAACUGCAAGCUAUUUUUAAGUGCUCACAGUAUGGUGGCAGACAAGAACGAGAAAGACCUUGCCAACCAAUUACUGACAGAGAUAAGUGAGGACCAGGUAUUUCAGGGGCGGUUGGAUUGUUUGGCUGUAUCAACUAUUCAGGCUUUGACAGCAGUGAUGAAGAAUUCUCCAGCUGCUAAGGAAGUAUUUAAAGAAAGAAUUGGCUAUGUGCACAUGUUUGAGGUGUUAGCAUCUCUGGGUCAGCCAUCACUAGAACUGCUUAAAGAACUUAUGAAUAUGGCUGUAGAGGGUGACCAUACUUCAGUUGGUAUUUUGGGCAUUAGUAAUGUCCAUCCUCUUUUGGUUCUCAUCCAAUGGCUUCCGGAGCUAGACUCCCAUGACCUACAAAUCUUCAUCUCUGACUGGCUGAAAAAAAUUUGUUGCAUUAAUAAACAGAGCCGAACUACGUGUGUGAAUGCAAACAUGGGAAUAAGAAUCAUUGAAACCCUUGAAUCCCAUUCUUCCCUACAUCGAACUUGUGCUGAGAACUUGAUUGCAAUUCAUGGUUCCUUGGGGAGUCAGUCUGUGAGCUCCGAAGAAAUCCGUCGACUACUGCGGUUGCUGAGGGUAGAUGAACCUGAGCUUAUUCACCCGUACACCAUUCCUGUGACUCGUGCAGUCCUAACCAUGGCACGGAAACUCAGCCUGGAGAGUGCCCUGCAGUAUUUUAAUUUGUCACAUAGUAUGGCAGGAAUCUCUGUGCCUGCCGUUCAGAAAUGGCCUGGGUCUGCAUUUUCCUUCACUGCUUGGUUUUGCUUAGAUCAGGACCAGUUAACCCUUGGCACUGCUAACAAAGGAGGAAAAAGAAAACAAUUAUAUAGCUUUUUUACAGGAAGUGGAAUGGGUUUUGAAGCUUUUAUUACCCACUCAGGUAUGUUGGUUGUGGCAGUAUGCACAAAAAGAGAAUAUGCAACAGUUAUGCUUCCUGACCACAGUUUCUGUGAUUCUCUCUGGCACAACAUAACCAUCGUUCACAUGCCUGGAAAAAGGCCCUUUGGUCAGAGUCUUGUCUAUAUCUAUGACAAUGGACAACAAAAAGUUUCUGCCCCUCUCAGAUUUCCUGCCAUGAAUGAGCCGUUUACUUCCUGUUGUAUUGGUUCAGCUGGGCAAAGAACCACCACUCCUCCACCCUCUCAAAUCCCAGAUCCACCAUUUUCUACUCCCGUUACCCCUCACCGGACAUCAUUUGGUGGAAUAUUGUCAUCAGCCUCCUGGGGAGGAACAACUGAAAAAUCAAAAUUAGUUACCAAAUUAAUUUCCGCUGGAACCCAAGACAGUGAAUGGGGUUGCCCCACAUCCCUGGAGGGCCAGCUAGGAUCUGUUAUUGUAUUCCAUGAAGCACUGCAGCCUCCUCAGGUCAAGGCUUUAUAUUUAGCAGGUCCAAAUUGCCUAAGCCCUUGGAAGUGUCAAGACUGUGAUAUGGCUGACCUGCCAAGUAACAUCCUCCUUCAUUACACAGCAAAGGCUUGCAAAAAUUCAAUUUGCCUCGACCUGUCUACUAAUUAUUUGCAUGGAAGAUUAACAGGAAACAAAGUAGUUAAUUGGGACAUUAAGGACAUCAUCAAUUGUAUAGGUGGGUUAAAUGUACUUUUUCCUUUAUUGGAACAAAUAAGCCACUUUAUUGAAGGACAGACUUCUGAAGGAAUGAGUGAAAACACAGUUCCUGAAUUUAUAACACCUAUUGACCAAGAAUGUAUGGCAUUGGCCUCCACAAAGGCGUCAGAGUCAAGACUAGAGAAAAAUCUAGUUGCAACAUUUAUCUUGAUUGUGAAACACUUUAUUCAGAGACAUCCUAUCAACCAGGAUAAUCUUACUCAGUCCCAUGGAGUUGCAACACUUGGUGCCUUACUUCAGAAGGUGCCAGGUACCCUAAUGGAUGUUAAUGUUUUGGUGGCAAUUCAAUUACUAAUUGAACAGGUAUCAUUAGAAAAAAACUCACUGUUGCUUCAACAAAUGUAUCAGUAUUUACUCUUUGACUUCCGAAUUUGGAACCGUGGAGAUUUUCCUUUUCGAAUUGGCCAUAUACAGUAUCUUUCGACUAUCAUUAAAGACAGCAGGAGAGUUUUCCGGAAGAAGUACGGUGUGCAGUUUCUCCUAGAUACACUUAGGAUUUAUUAUGGGCAUGGUUGUACAUGUAAUGAGCUGUCUCCAGAGGAUAUUCGGACGAUAAGGACUUCUUUGUAUGGACUGAUUAAAUAUUUUCUUUGUAAAGGUGGAACGCAUGAAGAAAUACAAAGUAUCAUAGGUUACAUAGCUGCUACUAAUGAAGAAGAACAGCUCUUUGGAAUUUUGGAUAUACUCUUCAGUCUCCUACGGACCAGCCCAACUAGAGGUCAGCUUUUCUUACUGAUGUUUGAACCAGGAAGUGCUGACAUACUGUAUACCUUGCUGUUAAAUCAGAAGUACUCUGACAAACUAAGAGAAAUCAUUUUUAAGGUCAUGGAACAAAUGUUGAAAUGCACCAAUGUUUAUGAGCGUAGUAAACAGCGCAUCCGUCUUAGAGAAGUUGGCUAUUCAGGAAUCGGACUCCUCCUUAAUGAAGCUCCAGUUAAUGCAUCUCUCAUCAAAAACCUUGUCAAUCAAAUCAUUAAUACAGAUCCUGUUAUUAAUUUCAAAGAUCUGUUAUCUGUAGUAUAUAUCUCUCACAGAACACAUGUAAAUGUCAGAGUGGUCCUCUGUAGAAAGAUAUUACAGAUUUUGCAGUCCCAGCCAGAUGCAGCAUACCACAUAUCACAACAAGUGGGUUGGCAAGACACCUUUGUUAGACUUUUCUUAAAAGCAAACUUUGAAAAUAUAAGUUAUCUUCAUAAACAUGGAAAGGCUGUUUCAGUGAAAGAAAAUAAAAAUAUGUCAACUGAAAAGUUCGAUGAUGAAAAAAUGGCACUAGCUGAUGUAUCUUCAGAUCAUUGGAGUUUAGAAGAUGGUCAGUCCUUGAACUCAAACACACCAUUAUUUCAAGAAGAUAGCUCUGAGGGAGAAUUAUCUUUCAAGUCAGAGAAUCAAGAAGAAUUCUGGCAUAGUAACACAUCCCAUCUGAGUUUAGAUCUCAGUGGGAUGGACUCAUGCGAACUGAGUGAGAGUGGAAGUCAAAUGCUGGACAGCUCACCUAGCACCCCAUCCCCAGUAGAGUCUACUAAGUCGUUCUCUGUGCGGUCUGACAAAGAAAGAAGUAUCACAGAUGAAAUGGACUUCACUGAUGACUUCUCUUUCCUUGAGAGCCAAGAGGGAUGUGAAGAGGAGCUUCUUCAGUCGCUUACAGAUAUUUUGAAUUAUGUCAUGUGUAGAGGACUAGAAAAGUCUGAUGAAGACACUUGGAUUGAACGAGGACAAGUGUUUUCAGCAUUAGCCAAACCAGGAAUAUCAAGUGAGCUACUUCGACCAUCAGAUGAAGUAAAACUAACCUUGCUACAGAAGAUGUUAGAAUGGGCAGUCACAGAAAACAGAGAUGCCAAAAGUAGUCCCGUAACUGCUGAAAAUGCCUUCCGACUCAUGCUGAUCAUACAGGACUUUCUGCAGUCAGAAGGACUGGUUAAUUCAAACAUGUGGACUGAGAAGCUUUUAGAAGAUACCAUGCAGCUCCUUGACUAUCUGUCAGUUUGGUAUUCUGAGAAUCCAGGAUGGGUAAAACUCUCCCAAAUACAGAUCCAGCUGCUUCUAGAAUUCAUUGGAAGAGGCAGUUUGCAGGUUUGUGCAAUGGCAUCCGCUAAGCUAAACGCCCUUCUUCAGACCAAAGUGAUUGAAAAUCAAGAUGAAGCAUGCUAUAUUUUAGGGAAACUAGAACAUAUUCUAAGUCGGUCAAUCAAGGAACAGACAGAAACCUAUUCAUUUCUGAUUCCUCUUUUCCGUACUCUGGUUUCUAAAAUUUAUGAGCUUCUUUUCAUGAACUUGCACCUGCCUUCUUUGCCUUUUACCGAAGGAAGUGCUUCAUUUUUUGAAGAUUUUCAAGAAUACUGCAAUUCAAAAGAAUGGCAAGUUUACAUCGAAAAAUAUAUUAUACCUUACAUGAAGCAGUAUGAAACACAUACAUUCAAUGAUGGUCAUGAGAGCAUGGCACUUUACUGGAAGAAUUGCUAUGAAGCCUUAAUGGUGAAUAUGCAUAAAAGAGACCGAGAGGGAGGAGAAAGUAAGCUGAAAUUUCAGGAGUAUUUUGUGGAACCAUUUAAUCGAAAAGCACGUCAAGAGAACUUGAGGUACAAUAAUAUGAUCAAACAACUUAGCAGUCAACAGUUGGCCACGUUUAGACGCUGGAAGGCAAUUCGACUCUAUCUGACAUGUGAAAGGGGGCCUUGGGCUGAAAGGAAACAGAAUCGAGUUCACUGGAAACUAGCUAAUGUAGAAAAUUAUUCCCGCAUGAGACUUAAACUGGUACCAAAUUACAAUUUCAAAACCCAUGAGGAAGCUAGUGCCUUACGAGAUAAUUUAGGUGUCCAACACUUGCAGCCUUCUAGUGACUCUUUGCUUUUGGAAGUAGUGAAACAAGUUAAACUUAGUGAUAUGGAGGAAGAUAAACUAGAACUUCUGGAAGAGGACAUGGCAGCCAGAGUAAAUGUUGAUGAGAAGGAAGAACAGGAUCAAAAGGAAAAAUUGGUGUUGACUGAAGACUGUGAACUCAUUACAGUAAUUGACAUAAUUCCUGGCAGAUUGGAAAUCACGACUCAGCACAUUUACUUCCAUGAUAACAGUACUGAAAAAGAAGAUGGAAUGGGCUUUGAUUUCAAGUGGCCUCAUUCUCAAAUUCGAGAGAUUCACUUACGUCGUUACAACUUAAGGAGAUCAGCACUUGAGAUAUUUCAUGUUGAUCAAUCCAACUACUUUCUCAAUUUCAAAAAAGAGGUUAGAAACAAAGUAUAUAGCAGACUGUUGUCACUUCAUUCUCCUAAUAGUUAUGGAGCAAGAUCGCCCCAGGAGUUAUUCAGAGCAUCAGGAUUGACACAGAAAUGGGUGAAUCGAGAGAUAACAAACUUUGACUACCUCAUUCAAAUAAAUACAAUGGCAGGACGGACCUAUAAUGACCUUGCACAGUACCCUGUGUUUCCCUGGAUUUUGCAAGAUUAUACUUCAGAAGAGUUGGACCUUAAUAACCCCACUGUAUUUCGAGAUCUUUCUAAACCAAUUGGAGUAGUUAAUGAAAAAAAUGCCAAAGCUAUGCGAGAAAAGUAUGAAACUUUUGAGGAUCCAAUGGGAACGAUUGAUAAGUUUCAUUAUGGUACUCAUUAUUCAAAUUCUGCAGGUGUCAUGCACUAUCUUAUCCGUGUAGAACCUUUUACUACCCUCCACAUCCAGCUUCAGAGUGGAAGGUUUGACUGUGCAGACCGGCAGUUCCAUUCCAUCCCUGCUACCUGGCAAGCUCUUAUGGAUAAUACAUAUGAUGUAAAGGAACUUAUUCCUGAAUUCUUCUAUUUCCCUGAGUUUUUAGAAAAUCAAAAUGAAUUUAAUUUGGGUCACCUACAAGUUUCCCAAGAAGUGGUAAAUGAUGUCAUUCUUCCAAGAUGGGCUAAGUCAGCGGAAGAUUUCAUUUAUAAACACAGGAAAGCUCUGGAGUCUGAAUAUGUGUCUGCUCAUCUUCAUGAGUGGAUAGACCUGAUUUUUGGCUACAAACAGAGAGGACCAGCUGCAGUGGAAGCACUCAAUGUCUUCUAUUACUGCAGUUAUGAAGGUGCUGUAGAUCUUGAUGCCUUAACAGAUGAAAAGGAAAGAAAAGCCUUAGAAGGGAUGAUUAAUAAUUUUGGGCAAACACCUUGUCAGCUGUUAAAGGAACCACACCCUCCAAGAUUAUCAGCAGAAGAAGCUAUACAAAAGCAGACCAAAACAGAAGUUGCAACCCUAAACCUCUUUCAGCACCUCCCUGAACUGAAGUCAUUUUUUAUAGAGGGAAUUAGUGAUGGUAUUCCUCUAUUAAAGGCCAUCAUCCCUAAAAAUCAAUCUCGUUCUUUUAUGUCUCAAGGCAGCCCUGAGUUACUGGUAACAAUAAGCAUGAAUUAUGUUAUUGGAACCCAUGGAUGGCUACCUUAUGACAGAAACAUUUCUAACUACUUCACCUUCAUCAAGGAUCAAACUGUGACUAACCCGAAAGCUCAGCGAACUGUGAAUGGUCCUUUUGCUCCUGGGCUGGAAAUUACUUCUAAACUUUUUGUGGUUUCACAUGAUGCAAAGUUGCUCUUCAGUGCUGGACACUGGGAUAAUAGUAUCCAAGUAAUGUCACUUACCAAAGGCAAAAUUGUCUCACAUAACAUCCGACAUAUAGACAUUGUGACUUGCUUAGCUACAGAUUACUGUGGAAUACACUUGAUUUCUGGUUCCAGGGACACUACAUGUAUGAUAUGGCAGAUAACACAACAGGGAGGCUCUCCUGUGGGCUUAGCGUCUAAGCCUUUUCAGAUCCUUUACGGACACACGGAUGAGAUACUGAGUGUGGGCAUCAGCACUGAACUCGACAUGGCAGUGUCGGGGUCAAGGGACGGCACUGUGAUUAUACAUACCAUUCAGAAAGGUCAGUACAUGAGGACGUUACGACCACCCUGUGAGAGUUCUCUGUUCCUGACCAUUCCCGGUUUGGCCAUAUCUUGGGAAGGACACAUUGUCAUCUAUUCCAGCUUGGAAGAAAAGUCCUCCCUCAAGGAUAAGAACAUGUUACAUGUGUUUUCUGUAAAUGGAAGGUAUCUGGGGUCUCAAGUCCUGAAUGAGCAAAUAUCAGACAUGUGCAUAAUUGGAGAACAUGUUAUCACUGGCAGCUUACAAGGGUUCCUGUCUGUAAGAGAGCUUCACGGUUUGAAUCUCAGCGUCACUCCAUUAGCCAUGCGAUUACCUAUCCACUGUGUUUCUGUAACCAAAGAGUACAGCCACAUUCUUGUAGGCUUAGAAGAUGGCAAAUUGAUUGUAGUCGGUGUUGGCAAGCCAGCCGAGAUGCGUUCGGGUCAGCUUUCUCGAAAACUGUGGGGAUCUAGCAAGCGGCUCAGCCAGAUUUCAGCUGGAGAAACCGAAUAUAAUACUCAAGAUCUGAAGUGAUUGUUAUUUCCACCUUGUGUGAUGGAGGCCGGAGCUUCAUGUACUGCUUUGUAACUUUAGCUACAUCUCUCUACUCUCUGAAAGUCUGAAGUGUUUUAUCCAAAAAUAAUUAAGGAUCACCACAGUUUGAUACCUGUGAAGGUGUAGGUGGAGCUGGACUUUAUGGCACAUGCCUGUAAUGCUAACAUUUGAGAGGCUGAGGCAGGUGGAUCUUAAGUUCAAGGACAGCCUGGGCUACAUAGCAAGGCUUAUCCCAAAAAUUCAAUAAAUACAGCAUAAAAAUAAAGUUGUAGAUUGUACGAAAGCUGUUUUAAAAGUUUCAUCAACAAUGAAUCAAGUUUUGUUAAGCAGUAGUAAAAUUGAAUUGAGAAAAUGUAUUUGAUUCCAUUUGGUAACCCAUUCCUAAAUCAUUCAAUCCAUUUUUAAAAACAGACUUCUAAUAUUAUAUAUUUAGAUUGAAUUCCCUUAAUCUAAGUAGCAAAAUUUAAGACAUUUCCAAUAAAGUAGUAUAGAUAAUGGAGAGUUGAGAGAUGUGGCUUUUCAUGUAUUCUUUAGAUAAUCAUUUUACUGUUUACUUGCCAUGGUGUUAAAGACAUAACCUUUUGGGCAUUUGUUGUACAAUUGAGUUUUCAAAAGUUGCAAGUCUGCACAAUUGGAUUAAAUAUAAAUAUUGAAAUAAUACAUUAGUUUAUUUCCCUACCCCUACUAUUUAAUAUAUUACUAAUAAAAAUAUUUAAUUGCAUUAUUAUCCUUAAGUAACAGAAAUUGAACAGGAAAAAAAAACUAGAGAUAAUUUUUACAAGUGUAUUUCAUUAAUAGUUUAUUUAAGCAAAAAUGCUAAUUGUGGCUGUGGCCAGCCAGUCCUUUGAGUAACAUCUGCAGCACAGUUGACAUCUGUGAAAUUCGCUAUUUUGUAAAUUUGUCUUUGUUACGCAAAAACUGUGCUCUCUUUGUAGUUAAUCACUUUUACCCUGACGAUCAUGAGUUGUCGGUAAUGUUCUAAAGGUCCUGAAAGAUGGGGUGGGACUUCAUGAUCCAGAGUAGUGAUGUAGGUAUAGUAAACUGUCUACUGCUUAUCAUAGACCCUCGUCAGGAUGAGAGCCAUUGUGUUAGAUAUUGUUAAAUAGUGCUUUAUAUUAAUGUUUGAAGUAAAAAAGCUGACUGAUUUAAUUUGGAAUUCUAAGUAAUUGUUAUUUGUUUUUGCAAAAUUGACUUCUGAGUUAGGUCAGAGAAGUUUUACAGUUACCAGUAUUGGUAAUCUGAGAUUCCACAGGCUUUGGGAGGAUUUGUGAAUCUCUGAAGUUGUACAGAAAUUUGUAUGUUGAGGCUAUUUUCAGGAAAGACUAUUGCAUGGCUUCCUUAAAUUGAUCUAUGGGCAACAACAAAUGACUUUACAAUGGUAGCCUUUCAGAAUUACAUUCUUUUCUAUUCUGCUGCUCAGACAUUUCCUUAUACCUAACUGUCUUUUCAGUUGAAUCCUGAAGAAAUUUUGAUUUUCCAUUUUUCUUUCUCCUGUUGACCACAGUAUCCAGUGGUCUUUUUUCUCUAUACUCCCAUAAAUAAGUUUUAAAAAAUUUAGAUGUAAAAGAUUAUGUUUAGGAAAAUUUUCCAAUAUUUUGAUUUCUUGUGGGUCAGGAUUAGUAAAACACUGCAAAAUCACUUUCUGUUUAAUCAGUUAAAAUUAUCUGAUUCAGGACAAAGUAGCUGCGUUUUAGACAAAUAACACUAAAAUCAACUGGUACAAAGGUAGAAUUUGUGUAAAUAUAUUUCCUUUUUGAAAGACUUCAAGAAUUUGUUGGAAGUCUCACAAGUCAGUAGAGAGGAUUAUGGUAUAUGAAACAUCUCUUCCUUUUGUUUCCCCACCCCACACUCAGGUGCUACAGCCAUGGUGCCGUCGGGGCCAUCUAUUCUCCAUAAACAUUUUAAGGGAGUUCAAGUCAGAACCAACAUGAUUGGGUGAUUUUUUUUUUCUUGGUUUUUGGGCUUUUUGAGACAGGUUUGCUCUGGGUAGUCUUGGCUGUCCUGGAACUCACCCUGUAGAUCAGACUGGCCUCAAACUCACAAAGAUCCUCCUGCCUCUACUGGGAUUAAAGGUGUGCAACACCACUGCCGGGCAGUGAUUCGUUUUCAGUGCAUAGUAGAACGCUUGCCUACAUUGUUCGAGAGCCUGGGUUUACUUCCUAGCAUGGGCAAGAGAGGCAGAGAAAAUACACAGAUGCUAACUGACUCUAAAUCAAGACUUGGUAAGGGUUUCUUUUUGGCAGUUUAUCCACAAAUUCCUUGUUUUUGAAACCACUUAAUACUGGAUUUAGAGAUUAUUUUAUUUAUUUAAGAAUCACAAAAACUUUGAUAAUCUUAGAAAAGCAAUCCUAAAUAUAUGGUGUUUGACUGUGCUACUUUUUAGUGGGAAACUGAACAAGCAUUAUUUCUUUUAUAACAUAAAUAUGAAGCUUUAUUCAGUUUCAUAGAGGUCUGGCCCAGACAAGUGUUAGAUGUUAAAAGGAGACUUAUUCCUGAUAAUUGUUUUCAGAUUUAGAAUAUUCUUGAAGAAUGAACUUUUUGUUUUGUUUUGUUGUUUUUUGUUUGUUUUUCAAGACAGGUUUCUCUGUAUAGCUCUGGCUGUCCAGGAACUCACUCUGUAGACCAGGCUGGCCUCGAACUCAGAGAUCUGCCUCACUCUGCCUCCUGAGUGCUGAGAUUAAAAGUGUGCACCACCACCACCCAGCCAAGAAUGAACUUUUGUGUUAAUUAAAAUAAGCAAAUCUAGUGGAACUAUUAUCUGGUAGUAUAUUCCUCAUGUAAACAGUAGAUCCAUGAAAUUAAAAGUCGCUAGAUAAUGUCACUGGGAAGAUAAACUUUUACAGAGUGGAGUGUAGAUGUUAUCCAUAGAGAUUUCUAUAGUGUAUAGUGGAAGAAAUUAUUAGAAUGGAUUGAUAGCUGGAUAUUUUAGUUAAUGAGUAUAAAAAUCUCAAGUUGGCUACUGUUGGUGUCAAUUCAUCUUUUCAGAACUUUUCAUCUGCUUUUGUUUCUUGAAAGUGGUGACCAUGAAUAUUAAAAUCUCAGCAUCCUGGUAAUGAGAGAUUUAUACUAAGAUAAUGUUCUUAACUUUGGAAAGUGAGGUCAGAAGUUAUUUUGCUGAUGUUGCUGGUGGUGAUGGUGCAUGUGUUUAUGUGUGUACAUAUGUAUACAAUCACUAUAUGUAAUCAAGAGAAUAAAACAAUGUAAUAUAUAACUCCCCCCAGUCAGUAUUCUGUUAUUACUUAGGUAAAGUUGAAGAACAGGAAGUCAGGGAACUGCAGAAAUAAAGAUGAGCAUUAAGUCUUUGUAGCCAGUGUUGCCUGUCAAGGAAGUUUCUAUCACUUUCCUUAAGUCACAGUGCAUCCCGCUGUGGGAGAAGAGUGUCUGCAGUCAGAGCUGGUCUCUUUCCUUGUGAUGUGUGUGGGUUAUUCUUCACAGAGCUGACACUGAAAUGCUGUAUUCUCCCAAAGGAGUAAGCAUGCCCACAGAAUUAGAAUUUAGACGUGAAAACUGACUCUUAAUUCGUCUUCUUUAUAUUCCUUUUCAAACAUGCUAAGAAAGUGAAAUUGAGUGUCAAUUUUUGUUUAGUGGUGAUAGAGGCAUGGCAUUUGUCUGUAAGUACAACAUUAUUUUUACUAAAGAUAUCUCUAAGGAAAGCUUUUCAUUGAAUUUUAAGAGGUUAGUUCCUUUAAAAUAUUUGUUUGUAAAAUAAAUAGCAUCAUCUUUGCCUCCUUUCCAAUAAAAACAUGUGAGUAGGCCAGCCUGGUCUACAGAGCUAGUUCCAGGACAGCCAGAGCUGUUACACAAAGAAACCCUAUCUUGAAAAACCAAAAAAAACAAAGAAACAAAACCAUGUGAGUCCUUUUACUGAAUUGAGUAUGAACAAGGUUUUAAAUGCAUAAUACCAUGUGUCUGGGAUGUGUGUGUCUAAAGGUGUUCUCACUUCUCACAUUGCUAAACCCAUUUUCUUAACCCCAUCUUUGCUGUGUUUGAGUGGUAUGUACAAGACGAAAUGUAUUAUUUUUACUUGUUAUUUUCAUUUGUCAUCUAGACCCAAACCUUGAUGUAAGUGUUCUAUCUCUAUCAAACUAUUGUUUCCCAAUAACUGAGCAUUCUAAACAUCUUUACCAUUGGCAGCAUGUACUCAUUCUCAGUACUUUUCCUAGUGUGUGUGUGUGUGUGUGUGUGUGUGUGUGUGUGUGUGUGUAUCAUGUAUGUAGAAUUGGGUUUGUUUGAGAUGAUCCCAUAUAGACAUUGUUCUGAAGAAUUUCCUCAGAGUGCUUUUCCUGGUGGCAUUAGACAACAAUACAGUGUUAUCAGCCUUUAAUAUUAUUUACAUAUUCACAUAUUACUUACAUAAUUUAAACAAAGCAUUUCCUAUGCCAGUGGUUAUCUCCAACCCCAGCCCAGUAUGUUUAUUGUCUUUGUUUCAUGUGGACAGAGCCACUGUAUUUCCUUUUCAUUAUUGAAAAGUUCAUUAAUCUUACCAUGAACUCUCUUUAGACCUUUCAUAUUUGAAAAUCAUAAUUAACAUUUACUCCAAUAACAUUGUCUAUUUGCUAAUAGUAGUUCCUAAUGCCUAUCAGUCAAUAUUUCCCACACUGAUAAAGAUUAAAUUUUUUUCCAGUGUUGGGGAUUGAGCUCAGGGCCUUGUGCAUGUUAGGCAAGAAUAAAAAACAUUAGUAAUCAGUGCUAAAAGAACAACAGAAUCAGAUAUCUUGUAGCAUUAAAGUUGUAUGUAGCUGAAAGUUUUCUUGUGCUUGCCGGCACCAAGGUCUACAGCCACUUAUAAAAUUCCUUUGUCUUGCCUGGACCUGCAACCGUUCAGACCCAAGUAAACACACAGAGACUUUUAUUAUUUUUAAACUAUGGCCAUGGCAGGCUUCUUGCUAGCUAGCUCUUAUAUCUAUAUCUAUAAAUCUAUACUUUGCCAUGUGGCUCAUGGCUUAUCGGUGUCUUUACAUCUUGCUUCUUGUGGUGGCAGCUGGCAGUAUCUCUUUGCCUCUCCUUUCUCUUCCUGUCUGUUUUGACUUCCUGCCUGCCUCUAAGCUGCCUUGCAUAGGCCAAACAGCUUUAUUUAUCAACCAAUCAGAGCAACACAUAUUCACAGCACACAGAAAGACAUCCACAGCAGUUGUAAUGAGUAGAGUUCUCCCACUAUGAAAGCAUUGGGUAAAUUCUCCUAAAUACUUUUGAUGAUGUGUGCAGGUAUGCCUCUGUAUAGGAUAUUCUUUAUCUUUUCAUAGGUUUUUAGACUUGGGCUAGGGAUGUAUCUUAGUGAUGGAAUGCUUUCAUGUGAAGCCCUGGGUUUGGGGUUCUGGGUAGGCUUCUUUACCCCAGCACUGGGACAGCAUAGGACCUCACACAUAGGAGGAGGGUUCUACCACUGACCUCUGCACCCUCAGUUCAGAGCAUGGCUCCUAAUCUGAGGUUGCAGAUCAGACUUGUCUGUAGGGAUUAAUAAAUAGGCUAUGCCUUGGUACUACUUGGGUUUUUCACUGGUUUUAAUCCCAGGUCUCAAAAAUUUUAUGUAUGUACAUACAAUGUAUAUAAGUGAAUAUGUACCUAAAUUGCAGAUACAUUUUUAUUUGUUGAAAAUCAUGUGACUAUCUUGGAAUAUAGGAUUUAUAUCUCUUCUCUUCUCUUUUGGCUGCCAUGAAGUAUAUAAUAUAAAAAUUAUGUGGUUUUAUUUAUUAUAAAAAACCUCAUGUAAAAAUGGCCACAUUAUCAACUGAAGUUCUUUUGGCUAUCAUAGUUAUUCAUUAGGCAGGUUUUCUUAGACUAGUAUCUUUACUGACACCACACAGAAUUAGAUUCUAAACACACUGCAAGAUUUGGAUACAUGAAGAUAAUUCUUUUAGUGUCAAAUAAAAAGACACAAAUUCAGUGGUAUGUAUCUUUCCAUAAUGUAUAAAGCAAGAUGAAAGUCACAGAUUCAAUAUUCUUUUCUCUAUGAUACAGUUUUCAUGUUAACCUUGAAAAUACAUAUCUUGCAUAUAUUAGCAUAACAAUAGCCAAAUUUCAUCAUUUGAGAAAUUAGGCAAAGUGGUACAUGCACAUGGUUCCAGUUACUCGGGAGACUGAGAUGGACAGAUCACCUGGGCCGGGAAGUUCAGGAUCAGCCUGGACAAUGUAGUAAGACUUCCAUUUCAAAAAUGAGUAAACAAUUUUCAUUAAUGUUUCAAAGUUGACUGUUAAAGAAGUGCUGCUGCUGUGUGUUUCCUUCAUAAUGGCUUCCUAGUAACUUUCAUGGAAUAGUUACAACGUGAGUCACUGCUUUAUAGUGCUGUGGUAAAUUAGCAAUGUAACAUGAGACUGAGAACAGCGAGGAUUUAGCUGAGAUUGAAAUACAAACUUUUUAAAAGAAGUCUUGCCAGGCAGUGGUGGCGACUCAGAGACAGGCAGAUCUCAGUGAAUUCGAGGCCAGCCUAGUCUACAGAGCGAGUUCCAGGACAGCCAGGACUGUUAUAUAGAGGAUCCUUGUCUCAGAAAACAAAAACAAACAAAAAAAAGAAGUCUUAUUCCAAUUAAGAUUUUAUUUAAAUAAUAAUAUUCUGUUGACCUUAUAUUAAAAUUACAGGCUCUCUGAUAGUGUAGUCAAGUUGAGAAUUAGGCUUUCAUGUUCCUUUUUUUUUUUUUUCUUGUUUUUGUUUUUGGGACAGAUUCUCACUAUGUAGUCUUGGCUGGCCUGGAAGUACCUAUGUCAACUAGGUUGGUCUCAAACUCAGAUCCAUCUGCCUCUGCCUCCCAAGUCCUGAGAUUUUCAAAAAUAUACAUAAUUAUUUUGCUCCUCAGAAGUAAUUCUGGCAGGGAGAUAUCAGUAGUUUAAUUUAAUUGAAAAUAGCUUAAACUCGUAUUAUAUUGGAACUAAAGAAUUUUUAGAAGUUUAAAUGUUUUGUUAGGUAAUCCCUAAUGACUUGCAUAUAGUUUUAUACUCUUUCCAAAAUUAUGGUAUGUUACAGUGGCUUUUUUUUUUUUUUUUUUUUUUUUUUUUUUUUUUUUGGUUUUUCGAGACAGGGUUUCUCUGUGUAGCUUUGCGCCUUUCCUGGAACUCACUUGGUAGCCCAGACUGGCCUCGAACUCACAGAGAUCCGCCUGGCUCUGCCUCCCGAGUGCUGGGAUUAAAGGCGUGCGCCACCACCGCCCGGCGCUUUUUUUUUUUUUUUAAGACAGGGUUUCUCUAUGUAGCUCUGGCUGUCCUGGAACAUGCUCUGUAGACCAGGCUGGCCUUGAACUCACAGAGAUCCACCUGUCUUUACCUCCAGAGUGCUGGGAUUAAAGGCGUGAACUACUACCGCCAGCUUACAAUGACUCAUAUUGCUAAAGGCCUUUUACAUUUUGGACACUUUUUCUCCUAUUCUGCCUUUUACUUCUCAUAGACUGUGCUUCAUAAACAUCACCACAAGCUUUUUAUAUGUAGUUACUGCUACUUAAAGUCAGCUUUACAUAGAAAACUUUUUAGGAAGCUGCAUGACUUUCUGCCAGAUUCUUUUACAGGAUGAACUUCCCUUUCUCCAUCAGUUUGCUUUUGUACAGUUGGAGGGAAAAAAAAAUAUCAAAAAGCACUCAGAUCUCUGGAUAGCCAUUUUCUAUCAAAUUCAUUGUUAAAUUAAGACAAAAUUAACAAACAUUUGAUGAGUUUGACAGUUUUUCUGGGACUCAGAUUAAUUAGAAGCAUUUCAGAUUUAACAAGGUGACAGUUUCUUGAUAUGUGAAUAUACACUAGUUCAGAAGAGUUAGCUGAAUAUUCAAAAUGACUUGUUUAAAAACAAAGUACUUAGUAGCUGAGUAUACUGGUACAUCUGUAAUCCUGAUGCAGGAGUAUUGCCUCAAGUUUGUGGCCUACCCUAGGCUAUAGAAUGAAGUCAGUCUCUGUGUAUGUGUGUGUCUGUCCCCUACCGCAAAACCUUAGAAAUUGUGCUGCUAGUUACUAUUUAAGGAGUCGUGUAUUUAUCUUAAAAUGUCCCCUUUCUUUUUCUCCACUGGAAUUGGUUGAAUGAACAAAAAGUAAUAAUAAGCCUCUUUAUGUUGAAUUAUUGAUUUGUAAACUGUGACUCAUUGAGUUUUUGUUCAAAGGGGUUCAAAGUUGAGCAAAGCAAAUUUUAGACUUUAUAAGGAUGUAAAUAACUUUAAUUAGCAUUCUGAUAACAAAAUUACUGUUUGGUGCAAUUGAUUCUGCUUUCAUUCUGAAUUUAAAUAUACAAGAUGUAUUUGUUUUGUCAUAUAAAUAUUUUUAAGAACUUCGGUGAAUGUAUAUGAGUUAAUGUUUGAUUUGUUUCUGUAUAGUAUGAUCAAAAACAGUUGAAAGUUCCGCACUUUGUUAGUCCAUUGGAAAUUUAUAUUCUAAUGUUUUUAAGAAUGUACAUUUAUUUUGUACAUAAUAAAUUAGCUUUGUAUAUGACAGUGGGUUUGAAUCAAAUAAAAAGAUGGUAUUACUUUCGUCA